AUGUCGCGCCCACCCGCCGCCGCCCAACCCAACUCCACCGUCGCCGCCCAAUUCAAUCAACCGCUGAAUGCUGCGCCCCCCACCCCCAGGCCCAACCCUGCCCCGUUCGCGGUUGCUGGUCCCUUCCAGCCCCUCGGCGUUCCGCGGCCGGCGCCGUUCCCGGCGCCCUUCUACCACACGUGGCGGCCGCCGGUAUUUCCGCCCGUCUUGCCACCCGGCGCUUUCCGCGGGCCUCGCGUAUACCAGCCUCCGCCACCACCGUCGGGUGGAUUUCGGCCACACACAGGCACCCCCUUUAACCCGUUCGGUAGAGAUUUGGUUUUAGAAUGUAGAAAUGGCCGCAUUUGUAUUAUGAUUCACAAUUUUGUGUUGACUGACUGCUUCUCUGUAACAGUAUUGGUUGUGCCGUGAUGCACUGCCAUACGAGAAAGGCGAGCCUUGUUUGUUUCAGAAGAUCUAAUGAUCUUACACGACCUUUGGUGUGUUUUGGUUUGCUUCCACGACCUUUAUGUGUUUGGUAAUGCUUAUUGUCUGUCUUGUUACAUUAAAUCAAAUGCAGUGCACAGUAUUUCGGUGGUCUAA
This is a messenger RNA of Hordeum vulgare subsp. vulgare (domesticated barley), 582 nucleotides long. Its product is annotated as cytokinesis protein sepA-like. The record is from RefSeq and is a predicted model, not a curated record. NCBI's taxonomy places the organism in Eukaryota, Viridiplantae, Streptophyta, Magnoliopsida, Poales, Poaceae. The transcript has 2 exons. The coding region runs from base 1 to 411 and encodes 136 amino acids.